AUGGCGGAGGAAGAGGACGACGACGAGAGCUUCGGUGACUUCACUUUCGCGUCGUUUCCAAGUCAACCCUUCCCUUCAACCACAAACGACAACAAUCUCGUCUUCGUCCACGACGAUUGGGGCGACUUCGUUAACCAUUCCAGCCAGAUCACCAACGGCCUCUCAAAACCCUUCCCGGAUCCCACCACGAAACGCGUAAAUGACAACAACGGCGUCGCCGGUCAGUCUGAGGCGGCGAAAAAGCCCAUGGGAGCUAUUCCACUCUCGAUCUUCGGCGAGGAGGAGGAGGAGGAACCGACUCUUGCUAAUGUUUUCCCCAACGGCGGGGUUGUGAAAGGGGGAUCCGAUUCGAACGGGUCCGUUGGGAUCAGUGAUUUGAUUUCCAGUUUGUAUAAUCAACAGCGCCCUCAGAUGGAUUCUCAUAACGGAUCGGCUUCGUUAUCGAAUUUUGCUGCUACCAACCCGGGGAACUCGAAGGGAAGCAAAUUUAAUUCGAAUGAGGAUGAGGAGGAUGAGGAUGGGUGGGAAUUCAAGUCUGCGGAAUGGGAAACUGGAACCAAGAACCAGGAUGUUAAGGCUGAAGUGCAAAAACUUGAUAAUGGUGCUCUUAAUGUUGGUACUUUGUUGGAUUCGUCCAAUGGGAUUUCGGACAAAGCUGGCGGAUGGCACCUGAAUUUUGAGUUCAGUCCACAUUCUGCUGCGCAAAAUCAUAUUAACACACAACCAGGUCUGAAUAGUGGAUCAAAAGAUGUUGGAACUGGGUUUUCCAUGUUCAACCAAAGUUUUGGGGAGUUGAAUUCAGGGUCAGGAUCAAAUCAAAACUCGAAAGCACCGGAGAAGGCUGACAUUUAUCCCACCAAUGUGGAAUUACUCAAAUUUGAAGGUACAAAUGGUUCAUCUCUUGCAUCAGCAUCUCAUCAAUCUGAUGAAUGGAAUUUCGGAUUUAAUUUCAAUUCUAGUUCUGUGGGUGAAGACAAUCAUAAUUCAGAGUCACAUUUCAAAAGAAUUGAAACCAAAGACAAUCAGGCGGAUAACAACGUAAACAAUGCUUCUCCAGCUAAUAUAAAUGUUGAUUCAGAUGUCAACUUGUUUGAAUCAGAUGGUGCUGUUACAAAACAUGAGGUACUUAAUCAUUACUUAGGCUCAGAGAAUCGAAGGGAAGCCUUGCCUCUGUCAAUUUUUUGUGAUGAGACACCAGAUACGGAUGAACAACCCGUACCUCAAGAUCUAUCUGACCAUGCAGAAACAUCCCCAAUAAAGAACAGCUUUAAUAUCCCUGCAUCCAACUUAUCUAUCAAUGACUUAUGGAAUUUAUAUAAUCAAGCUGAAAACCAAACUUCUUCUGCAAAUGUGACUCCAAAAGAAAGUGAAAAUCAGAUCCAUGCCUCACCUGCAGUAUCAGGCUCCAGUUUGGUUAUCGGUAAUGAUGGUUUGGAUGAUAACUUCUGGGACUUCAAGGAUGCUUCCACUGGAACAAGAUUUGCCCAUGAAUCUCCACAGGAAACUUAUUUUAGUCAUGCAUCACAAAUCAAUGAAAAUGGCUUGCAUUCUUCUUCAACUGUUUUAAAUCCUGAUUUGGCCAGUGGUGAUAAUGAUUUUGAUGAUGAUUCAUGGGAAUUUAAGGAUGCCAUCUGUGCAACAAAAAGUCAAGAUCACGCAUCUACCCUAGAUCACACAGAUCUACCACGGACCCAGUUAUCAACGAAAUUAGAGCAGAUUGAUCAUGCAGAGUUUUAUAGCAAAUUGAAGGAUGAAUUGUGCAAUCAUGUUCUGUUACAUCUUCAUAAUCUCAAGAAAACUCAAAAUGCUGCUACUCUUUCGGGUGAAGAUGCUAAAGUAAAAGCUCUGCAGGAAGAAAUUCAGGUGAAUAGGUUUCUCUCCAUGGGGAAAUGGGAGAAUCCGGUGAUAGGUAUUGGAUUUGGCACAAAGCUAAACCCCAGAUAUGUGACUUGUGACUUCUCCGAGAUACUGCAUCAGGAUAAUAUGAGCAUCCCUACUGAAUAUAUCUCUGGGGAUUAUUUCCCAACAAAUGUCUCCUUUAAUGAACUUCUUGAAGUUUUGAAGGAACCUAAUUUCCAACCUUUUGAUUCAGAAUACCGGCUAUCAUCAAGGUUUUUGAGGGCUGAGAAGGAUAUUAAAUCUGCUAUAGAACUUUUGAAAGAGACAGUAUCAACAUUAAGGAUUCUCAAGCUGGGAUCAACAGAAGAACGAUCAAAUUAUCUUACCAUGUGGUCCAAAAUAGCCUUUGCUUGUUCUCAAGAACUGAAACAUGGUGCUUAUUUUUGGAGGCAAGCUGUACUACAGAAUGUCCAUGACCAAAUAUUAUCAAACCAAAAAGGUGUUCAAUAUAUCAUUGCACUUGGGGAAAUUUAUAGAGUUGCAGAAAUUAUUGGAGCUUCAACCAAACUUCACAAACCUUGGAUGUUAUCAGGUUCCACAGAUCAUAAAAGUUUAUGUUCCCUUUUGAACGAGUGUAAUAGCAUAUGGUUGGCUUCAGGACUUGAAGAAGCACUUUUGAGUAUAUCAAAUCAAAAUAAUUUUGAGCCAGAGGACAUUUCAAGGGCAUUAGUUGAAUCAAUCAAGUAUAUUCAUGAGCUUGAUGAACAUGCACUUCGAAGCUAUGUUAUCUCUGGAGAACAAACUACUUGUCAGUUGUCAGCCUUGCCAGCUGGUUGCAUACCAGGGUUGAAUUUGGUGACAUGGAACGGGAAGCAUUACAUCGUCAAGCUUGCAAACUUGUGGGCCAACCUAAUAAGUUCAGAUUCACCCAAGACGUGA
Sphenostylis stenocarpa is the source of this 2778-nucleotide messenger RNA. Lineage: Eukaryota; Viridiplantae; Streptophyta; Magnoliopsida; Fabales; Fabaceae. The record is from the annotation of a GenBank genome assembly.